Messenger RNA from Schistocerca piceifrons (Central American locust), 1219 nucleotides. RefSeq names its product phospholipase A2-like. NCBI's taxonomy places the organism in Eukaryota, Metazoa, Arthropoda, Insecta, Orthoptera, Acrididae. The coding region runs from base 1 to 711 and encodes 236 amino acids. Gene Ontology annotation, biological process: phospholipid metabolic process; arachidonate secretion. The record is from RefSeq and is a predicted model, not a curated record. The transcript is spliced from 7 exons.
AUGCGGGAGGCGGCGCUGGGCGUCGUGGGCGGCGUCGGCCGCGGCCUCGCCGGCGGAGUCGGUGAAGUCCAAGGAGUUGGAAGGAAGUUAGUGAAAGGAGCUACGUGGGUGGCGGGCGCGGUGUCUGGAGAGACGGCGGGCCGCUUCCUGGAGCUGGUGGGCCUCAACAGCACCUGCGCGGGGGAGGCGGAGGCCGGCUGCCGGCGCGUCGUCGACGAGCUGGUCACUGAGUACCUGGACGUGGACGACGUGUCGCUCACUCCACAGGGCAUCUACGAGGCGCUCAAGAAGCGCAUCGUCGUGCACCCUGGCACAAAGUGGUGCGGUGCGGGCAACGUGGCCCGCAGCGAGCAGGACUCGGGCGUGCUGGCGGCAACGGACGCGUGCUGCCGCCGCCACGACGGCUGCCCGGAGAACCUCGCCGUCGGCGAGGAGCGCUACGGACUCACCAACACCUGCACCUUCACCAGAUCCCAUUGUGAGUGCGACCGCGAAUUCUACCGCUGCCUGAAAGAUGCCAACACGCUAGUGUCCCUCAAGGUGGGCGUCAUCUACUUCAGCAUCCUGCGACCCCAGUGCUACGAGGAGACUUAUCCAGUAGCCAGAUGCAAGAGCUAUUCGCUGCUGGGCGAGACACCGCACUGCAGCGAGUACGAACUGGACAGGAGCGGCGAGCCCCGCUGGCAGUGGCUGGACAACCCGCAUUUCUGACGUCAAUACCGGCCGGCGCCGUGUUGGAACUGGAGGCCACAGCUCACCUCACCAUCUCGCAACACUGCUUCAAUCUACAGCUCCGUUUCUUGCAACUCUUACUGUUGAGGUUGCUCCACAAUGCCCAAUAAACUUUUUUCUUUAUAAAGAAAAUCCCAGAGGUUCUUGUUAAAAGUAUGCACAUAAUUUGUUGAUUUUGUGGGAAAAAAUUUGGGCCGAUCCUUUUCUUCUGUCCAUUAAUAUGGUUUUUACUUUAACAGCAGCAUAUGACAAUGUAACGGGUGCUUAUAAUUGAAGUGCAGCUACUCAAAGAGGUCCAUUAUUGGCUAUAGUUAUCAUAGGACAGGGAAAUUUGGUAGACAUUCAAAUGUGUUAGAGUGCAACCAGUUUUGGCCACCAGAGGCAAAUCUGACAUUGUGAAUGAAAGAAAUUCGUAUAGAAAUAUUUACAUUUGUAAUAGAUUAGGAAUGGAACUUGAGCAUAAAGGGUCAAACACGUGAUAAAAGCA